Lethenteron reissneri (Far Eastern brook lamprey) is the source of this 3372-nucleotide messenger RNA. Its product is annotated as 6-phosphofructo-2-kinase/fructose-2,6-bisphosphatase 3-like. Gene Ontology annotation, biological process: fructose metabolic process; fructose 2,6-bisphosphate metabolic process. NCBI's taxonomy places the organism in Eukaryota, Metazoa, Chordata, Hyperoartia, Petromyzontiformes, Petromyzontidae. Gene Ontology annotation, molecular function: fructose-2,6-bisphosphate 2-phosphatase activity; ATP binding; 6-phosphofructo-2-kinase activity. Gene Ontology annotation, cellular component: cytosol. The record is from RefSeq and is a predicted model, not a curated record.
UGGACACACACGUGCGCAUUCUACACCACGCCGCGACACGUCCCAGUAGCCGGAGUGCGGGCACGCGGGCUACUUGCUGCGGUAGGCUGGCUGGGUGUGUGGGUGGUACGUGAGAUGCGUGGUGGAGUCCCCAGAGGUUGGGCUUUCGAGGCACUUUAACGUGUGAACUUGAGAGGGUUGCCGAAGCCACACGCUGGAGAUGCAUGAGAUACGUGCUGAAGAUACACACCGAUGAUAGAUACGAUACGCGCUGGAGAUACUGCUGAUAUACACUGAAGAUACGUGCUGAAGAUACUGCUGAUACACUACAGAUACCGAAGAUACGUGCUGAAGAUACUGCUGAUACACACUGCUGAUACUGAAGAUUCAGGCUGAAGGUACAGGCUGAAUAUACAGCAGAUACACAUCGGAUACUGAAGAUUCAGGCUGACGAUAUUGCAGAUACUGAAGAAUCAGGCUGACGAUAUUGCAUAUACUGAAGAUUCAGGCUGCAGAUACGUACAGCAGAUACACACUGCAGAUACUGAAGAUUCAGGCUGAAGGUACAGGCUGAAUAUACAGCAGAUACACAUCGGAUACUGAAGAUUCAGGCUGACGAUAUUGCAGAUACUGAAGAUUCAGGCUGAAGAUAUUGCAGAUUCUGAAGAUUCAGGCUGAAUAUAUUGCAGAUUCUGAAGAAUCAGGCUGAAGAUAUUGCAGAUUCUGAAGAAUCAGGCUGAAGAUAUUGCAGAUUCUGAAGAUUCAGGUUGCAGACAACGGCUGCAGAUACUGAAGACACACUGCAGACACUGAAGACACACACACUGCAGAUACUGCAGACACACGCUGCAGACACAGUCUGAAGACACAUUCUGAAUAUACUGAAGACUCAGGCUACAGACACAGGCUGCAGACACGUGCGUAGCCAUGCCAAGAGAUCUGUUUCAGAGCCCCGUGCAGAAGACUUGGCUGCCCAGUGAUCUGCCCGGAGUCGCGCCCCCAAGAUCAUGUCUGCCGCUGCUCGCCAACUCGCCGAUGCUGAUCGCCAUGGUCGGCCUCCCGGCGCGAGGGAAGACCUACAUCGCCAAGAAGCUGACGCGCUACCUCAACUGGGUCGGCGUGGCGACGCGCGUGUUUAACGUGGGCGAGUACCGGCGCGAGGCGGUGCGCUGCUACAAGUCCCACGAGUUCUUCGAGCAGAAGAACGAGGAGGCGAUGCAGAUCAGGAGGCAGUGUGCCCAGGCCGCUCUGAGAGACGCGAGGAGAUACAUCGAUGAGCAGCAGGGCCACGUGGCGGUGUUUGAUGCCACCAACACGACGAGGGAGCGUAGAGACAUGAUCAUCAACUUCUGUCACGACUGCGGCUACAAGCUGCUCUUCGUGGAGUCGCUCUGCGAUGACCCGGACGUGAUCGCCUCCAACAUCGCGGAAGUGAAGCUGAGCAGCCCGGACUACAAGGACUUCGACCUGGAGACAGCGCGGGACGAUUUCAUCAAGCGCAUCGAGUGCUACAAGACCGCCUACCAGCCCAUCGACGACGAGGUGGACAGCGAGCUGUCCUACAUCAAGAUCAUCAACGUGGGGCAGCGCUUCCUGGUGAACCGCGUGCGCGACCACGUGCAGAGCCGCAUCGCCUACUACCUCAUGAACAUCCACGUGCAGCCGCGCUCCAUCCUGCUGUGCCGCCACGGCGAGAGCGACAGCAACGUGCAGGGCCGCAUUGGCGGGGACCAGGGCCUCACGGCGCACGGCCGCCAGUUUGCUGGCGCGCUGUGCCGCUACGUGGAGGAGCAGAACCCGCUGGCGCUGCGCGUGUGGACCAGCCAACUGCGCCGCGCCAUCCAGACGGCCGAGGCGCUCGCGCUGCCCUACGAGCAGUGGAAGCCCCUCAACGAGCUGGAUGCCGGGAUUUGCGAGGAGAUGACCUACGAUGAAAUUAAGCAGAGGUUCCCUGAAGAAUUCUCUCUCCGCGCCGCCAGCAAAUACCACUACCGCUACCCCAACGGGGAGUCGUACCAGGACCUGGUGCAGCGGCUGGAGCCGGUCAUCAUGGAGCUGGAGCGGCAGGAGAACGUGCUGGUCGUGUGCCACCAGGCCGUGCUGCGCUGCCUGCUCGCGUACUUCCUCGACAAGGGGGCAGACGAGCUGCCCUACCUCAAGUGCCCGCUGCACACCGUGUUCAAGCUCACGCCGGCAGCCUACGGCUGCAAGUUGGAAUCUGUUCACCUGGAUGCAGACAGGACGAGUACAAAUGGAGAUGGACACUCGAGCGCCACGCGAGAACCGUGACGAACUCCGCGCGCCGUGAAACCGGCUCGCGCGACCCAGUCGCCCUGCAUCCGCUCGGCGGACGUCCGAGCGAGGGCGGCCUGCGCUCGGGGAUCGUAGCGGCCGGCCGGCGUCGCACGAGCAAUUCCCAAGCGCGACGGUGCCUCCGUCACUCAAGCAGCCGAGCGUGGCUCCACGCGUCGGCGAUUCCCUCGCGUGCGGCCGAGUUUUUGCGCGCGGGCGCGGCUGCGGGGACGGGAGCGCCACCCGCGGUCGAAUGACAGGGUCCCCCCGGGAAGCACAGGGUCCUCAUUUUUGGUUUUUAAAUGCAGACGAUGACGACGCCACCGCCGCGCAAGCCACUGCCGAUCGUCGUGCGGGUAGCCGGAGUACCCACGCCCGUGACAUACGAGUACGUUAAACUAACGGACGGGCGCCUGUUUAAUUAUCAGCUGCUCCUCACUCGCCCCCGUGCGGGGGGCAGGGGUCAGUGACUCGGUGGCUCGCUUUACCGCAAAAUGCGUGGAGAGAGUAAUCCGAUUACUUUAGUAGAACGCGCGGAAAGAUCCGCGUGUUCCAACCCCCGUUGCGCGCUGGUGAACAAUACAAUCGCCAUAUUCUCCGAUUAUAAGACGCGCAUAUUUUUUUUUUAAUCUGUACUUCAGAGCAUAAGUUGGGGGUGCGUGUUACAAAUCCCGGUAGCUGUAGGGGUGAGAAUUAAGCCGGAACUUGUCGACAUGUUCGAGCGCAAACAUGCAGCGGUUUUACCGGGGAAAGGUUUUGAACGCCAAAAGAUUUAGCGUUUCCAAAAUAACGUGGGGGGGGGGCGGGGGGAAUCCGACUAAGUUAUUUUUUUCCCCAAAAAAACCUCCGUGAAUUUGCGUGUUUUGUUUUAUUUAUGCGUUAUUUAUUAAAGUGAUGUUUCUCAUCCGAGGGGUCAAAGGUCACCACCACAAGUGACUCCCCGGCACCACGUAGCUGUGUUUUUUUUCUAUUUUUUUUUAAACUGUUACUGUGCACAGGCCGAAAACGUCAAGCGGCCAGCAAUGAGCAGCGCGAGUAAAAGUUGUACUCGAUAAAGAGCGUGACACGUUUCUUGAGUUGAGUAAGGUCGUUGUUUUGGAA